Molecule: messenger RNA, 833 nt
Organism: Cololabis saira (Pacific saury)
Lineage: Eukaryota; Metazoa; Chordata; Actinopteri; Beloniformes; Belonidae
Product: calcium-activated potassium channel subunit beta-4-like
Exons: 4
Coding region: 1-825 (274 amino acids)
Biological process (GO): potassium ion transport; detection of calcium ion
Cellular component (GO): voltage-gated potassium channel complex; membrane
Molecular function (GO): potassium channel regulator activity; calcium-activated potassium channel activity
Source: RefSeq, a predicted model, not a curated record
AUGGCCCGGAUCCGGGUGUCCUCCGAGUACUCCGAGGCCGAGGACAAGAGCAUCCGCCUGGGGCUGUUCCUGAUCGCCUGCGGCGUCCUGAGCCUCUUCAUCCUGGGCUUCUGCUGGCUGAGCCCCACGCUGCAGAGUCUGCAGAGCCGGCCGGCCAACUGCACGGUGGUGUCGGUUCUCCGCCCUGAGGAAAUGUUCACCUGCGUCUUCACCUGCGGGUCCGACUGCCGGGGAACCUCCCUGUACCCGUGUCUGCAGGUCUUCGUCAACCUGACCGGGUCUGGAUCUGGGUCUGGGUCUGGAUCCAGGACUGGAUCCGGGUCCAGAUCCCCGGCCCUGCUGCACUUCGACGAGCAGCAGCUGCUGCUCAACCCCAAGUGCUCGUACGUCCCGCCCUGCGAGAGGGACAACCAGAAGAACCGGGACAGCGUCCUGUGGUGGGAGGAUUAUUUUACCAGGGAGGUGAACACUCAGGCCUUCACCUGCUUCUUCAACCAGCAGCGCAGGCCGGACGACGUGCUGUGGCGGCGCUCCCACGACGCUAGCGCGCUGCUGCACUGCGUGCUGUGGCCGGCGGUGUCGCUGCUGCUGGGGACGCUCAUCGUGCUGCUAACGGUGCUAGCCCGCGCGCUAGCCGCCCGCGCCGAGGCGCUGCAGAAGAGGAAGUUCUCCUACGAGGCCUGCCGGGACCCGUCCUCCCCGGACCGUUGCCGCGGCGACGGGGCCGGACCCGGAACCAGGACCAGGAACUCUGAGCUGGACCUGCUAGCGCCGCCGCGGACGCUGCCGCUGUUCGCCGUGCCGGUGCGGCGCCGCGACCGCUAACGCUGAGA